AUGUCGGUCCUCUCUCGAUACAGGGAGUUCGUCGAGAAAAACCCGAUCGCUGCGAAGCAGGUCGAGGCAGUGAUCGAACUUUUCACCUUCUGGCGAGUACAUGGAGGCUGGGAGAUCUUCAAUGAGGGCAUGCGAGCGUCGGCGAAGCUCGUGCAGCUUGCCCACGACAUCAUUCUCAGACGGCAUCAUGCGCUUCCGAUAAGCGCAGUGCAGGUAGUUUCGACCCUGAAGACCAUUCUCCAGGCCUUAGACUAUCUCCAGUGUUUCCUGGAAAAGAUCACUUUCUUUGCGAGCGGCGACGCGUACCGGUGGUCGAUGAUUGCUUUCAUUCAGACGGCGAAAACCGUGAUCCGCGCCGUCCUCCUGUUCCACUUCAAACAAGGAAUGUCAAUGAAAACUCCCGUACCGCCCUUGGAGCGCGGCCAAGACCUGGAAUACGCCUCCAAGUUGCGGUCUCUCCGCCACAAGAAGAGAGCUCAGGCGACCUUCACCUUGAAAUCGGGACGCGAGGUUCGGACGCUGGCGGCCACGCCCCCGCUGAAUGAACGGCGUUGGUGCGAAACGAAGAAAGUCGACCCCAUGGAGCAGAUGGAAGAGAAGUUCUCAUUCGUGCCGACCGAACUCCAGGGACCGCAGCUCAUCGGCGAGGUUAUGUACCUUAUGACGCCAAUGGCGCACCUCUUCGCCAUGAAACUUUUCGGGACGAAGUCGUGGAAACCUUUCCUCAUCGCUCUGGGAAUGGACGCAUUGAGCAUACAGCAAAUGCAGCAGGGCACGAAACAGCUCCAGAAACCAGAGAAAAUCGAGCUCUCCAGAAGAGCACGGGGUCUGGCCGAGUACUCCCUGCGAGCUCCUCUGUACGAGACGCAUGUGAAAUCGAAACUUCAAUCAUUGAAACAGGGCAUUUUCGACAUGUUCCCAUUCAUCACUUUCCUCGACCAAUUCGUUGAAUACGAGCUCAACGAAUUAGAAACAACCUACUUCAGGACGUGGGGGAGCCACUGA
Messenger RNA from Galendromus occidentalis (western predatory mite), 1005 nucleotides. Its product is annotated as peroxisomal membrane protein PEX16-like. The transcript has a single exon. Gene Ontology annotation, biological process: peroxisome organization. Lineage: Eukaryota; Metazoa; Arthropoda; Arachnida; Mesostigmata; Phytoseiidae. The coding region runs from base 1 to 1005 and encodes 334 amino acids. Gene Ontology annotation, cellular component: peroxisomal membrane. The record is from RefSeq and is a predicted model, not a curated record.